UGAUCACAUGGUAGGAUAUGCGCAUGCGCGAGAGGGAGAUUUUUGAUGGAGAGAAGAUGCCCACUGCCAUCGUCCCUGUGUAGCGCAGGAGAGCUACAACCCGGUCCUGUUUGCCGCAGAUACCACACACUCUGUUGUCUCUCAGCACAGCUGCAUGUUGUGGUCUGACACAAGAAGCUCGAUGUCUGUGGCAAAUGCGAAACACACUGUCCUGAAUCCGGUGAUCCCAUACACAGGGCCCAUACCUGGAGGCCUGCACCCUGGGGAGAUCAUCAUCAUCCAGGGCACUGUGCCCCCAGAUGCUGACAGGUUUCAGAUCGACCUGUCGAGCGGCUGCAGCACUAAGCCACGCUCUGAUGUCGCCCUCCACUUCAGCCCUCGCUUCAAAGGCUCGCCCUGCGUGGUGUGUAACUCCCUGCUGCACGAGAGCUGGGGCAAAGAGGAGACGCUUCACCAGCUGCCCUACAAACGCGGAGCCCCCUUCGAGACCAUCAUCCUGGUGCAUGAGGACGUCUUUAAGGUGGCAGUAAAUGGUACUCACCUGCUGGGAUACAAGCACAGAAUUCCACUAAACAGGGUUGACACAUUUUCUAUUUCUGGGAAAGUCAGGGUGCACGCUAUUGGCUACAUCCCAAACUCAGCAAUAUAUUCCGAAUCAGGUGACUUGAGCCUCCCUUACAAAGGCAGUAUACUCAAAGGACUGAGCCCUGGACAGCACAUCACAAUCAAAGGACAAGUCAGCAUGUAUCCUCACAGUUUCACAGUAAACCUCUGCAACAGCAGGACGGAGAACAUCGCUCUCCAUCUGAACCCCCGCAUGAAGUCCGGCGUGUUCAUCAGGAACUCAUACCUGAGUGAAUCCUGGGGUCAGGAGGAGCGUGAGCUGCCCUUCUUUCCCUUCUCGUCAGGGGAGUACUUUGAGAUUCUCAUUCUCUGUCAGCCCCAUCAGUUCAAGCUGGCGGUGAACGGCUCACACUUGUUUGAGUUCAGACAUCGGGUGCAGGAUCUGAGCAGCAUCAACCAACUGGAGAUCAUGGGAGACCUGGAGCUCACUGAUGUUAAACUGUGGUGACUCUGGACUCUAGACUUAAAGAGAAACCAGUGUUACAUACACGCAUUGUAUCAGUGCUAAAUUAGCUUAGCCACAAUGACCCAGAAGAUGGAUGCUAAGAACGUCAAAACCCUGUGCUGACUUCAGGUUUGAAUUUCAGGUCAAGUUAGUCUUAACAGCAACUGGAGGUCACUGAUCUUAAGCUAGUCUAGCAUUUUGGGUGGCCAGGGACCAUUAACAGGUUCUACCAUAGACUAAAUGAUCCAUCUCUCCAGCCCCCGACUUGAGGAUUGAUGCAUGAGAGUUAGCUGUGGUGGAGCAUCAGGCCGUGAGCCACCAUGGCUGUUUACAGCUAAGUUAGGUUUGCCUUGGUUCAUUUCUUACACCGUCUCUAGUGCAUCUCUGCUGUGGUACGCCGUUACUGCGCUGUAGAAUUAAAACAGGAAAUAUAUGUAAAUGUUAAUAAGCACUUAAAUACUGGCUUUGUUUAAAUGUCAAGACAGUUGGAAAAUAUAAUGAAUGAAUGAAUGAAUGAAACUGAAGGGCUCCAUUUUUAUUUGGAGCAAAGCCCAAUAAAGACUGAUUUACUGUACAGCUAAUUUCAAGAACUUUUCAUAAUUACCACAUCAUUUGUAGUGGUUAUACUCUACUUUCCUUUGGGGGUGGGGAUGUUAAAAAAAAUAACAUAUGGUUCAGUUAUCAUUCUCAUCUGCAGUUUUUAAGAAAUAAAACUUAACUACCUGCCCAGUUACUUAUUUUUUAAAUCAGGUUCACAGUCCUCAGGAUUCUUUAACACGACAACAUCCCGCACACUUAAAAUGAAUUUAUCAUGUAAUGGUGCAGCAGAACUCAAGCACAGUGCAGAACAGGGUUAGUUUAAAACAAAACUAUUUAAAAAACCUAACAAAUGCCAUUUUGCGAUCUUUAUGCAAGCUAUAGAGUAUACUAGAGUCCUGCAUCUAUGACCACCUCUUGUCUCACUGUUCUCCCACUCCUGCUUCAAAAUGAGAAAUAUAUUUCUUUCCCAAUGUUAUUGGGAGUUUACUUUUUUCUGCAUUGUCUGUUGUAACUGUUGUAAAUUAUGUAUGAAAAAUCUUCCCUAUGUAUCAUAAAAGAUUUAAUAAAUAAAUGUGUUACUCUUA
Molecule: messenger RNA, 2193 nt
Organism: Lates calcarifer (barramundi perch)
Lineage: Eukaryota; Metazoa; Chordata; Actinopteri; Centropomidae
Product: galectin-8
Exons: 8
Coding region: 155-1072 (305 amino acids)
Molecular function (GO): carbohydrate binding
Source: RefSeq, a predicted model, not a curated record